Messenger RNA from Amphibalanus amphitrite, 3472 nucleotides. Its product is annotated as spindle assembly abnormal protein 6 homolog. Bases 116 to 1972 code for a protein of 618 amino acids. Gene Ontology annotation, cellular component: centrosome; centriole. The transcript has 14 exons. Gene Ontology annotation, biological process: centriole replication. NCBI's taxonomy places the organism in Eukaryota, Metazoa, Arthropoda, Thecostraca, Balanomorpha, Balanidae. The record is from RefSeq and is a predicted model, not a curated record.
CUUGUCGAUUGCCUAAAUACGUUUGUGGUGCGUCGAGAUUGCCGUCGCGCGGAAAUUGAAAAGGGACCAGGGUAGUGGGCGCUAUUGAGAAUUUCACUCAAACCCAUCAUUCAGCAUGGACUCCGUGCAGACACUGCGCUGUCCUGUGCUGCACAAGCAUGGUCCGGACCAGCAGCAGCAGAGGAGUGACAUCACCAUUCAAAUUGACCAGUCUGCCAUGGUCAACACUCCCAGCAAGACGCUGAAGAUAAUGCUGACCUCUGACGAGGACCCGUUCUUCCACUACGUGCUGACGCUGCGGGAGGACAGCUUCAGUCAGCUGCGCUCGGCCCAGGGACUGCUGGUGGACUUUGCUCAGUUUCCGCGCAAAUUCACCGAGCUGGUGGAACAGUGCGUCGGAGAGGCGACCGGCUCAGAGAGCCCCAGGUUCUCACUGCACGUGGACACGGCCGGGUGUGGGGAGCGCCAGGCCCUGCUGGAAGUCGUCGAAGUGAACCCGUUCCGACACCUGUCUCACAUCGCGCUCAGGCUAGCCGCCGCCUCCGACUCGGACCUCAAACUCUACCUCGCCAAAACAAUCAAAACCAUCAAGGAGGAGCUGCAGUCUGAGCGGGAGCGGCGCUCGAGCGCCGAGCAGAGCCACACCAGCCAGUUGCGGCAUACCCAGGAGCUGCUGGCGCAGCGCAGCUCGCAGCUGGAGCAGCUGCGCGCCGAGCUGCAGCAGCUGAGCACCACCAGCAGCUCGCAGCUGCAGCAGCAGCUGGCAGCUGAGCGGGACAAGGCCAGACAGGCGCAGUGGGAGGAGCAGCAGAAGCAGCAGGCGGAGCGCCAGCGGCUGGUGGAGCAACACCGGCAACAGACACAGCAGCUGGAGCAGCGCGCCGAGACGCUGGACAGGCAGUGCCGACAGCUGACCGAGACCAAGUACAAACAGGAGGUCCGCUGCAGAGAGGUGGAGAGCCAGCUGAAGUCGCUGGAGACCGAACACCGUCAGCUCAAACAGGAGGUGGCCGCCCUCCGGCGGCAGAAUGCCUCACUGGACGAGGAGUACCACGGAAAAAGCAAAUCAGUUCAGCAGCUGCGGACUCGGGUGGCCGUGCUGGAGACGGAGGUGCGCGACCAGCAGCAGCUGCUGCAGCGUCAGGAGCAGCUACAGCAGGCCGCACAGCAGUCCAAGGAGCGGCUGGAGAGCCAGGUGACGGAGCUGCAGAGCACGCUGACACGCCGGGAGAAGACGGUGAAGACGGUGUCACAGGACCUGCUGAAGGCCAACGACAUCAUCAGGAAGCUGCAGGCCGAGACCAAAGCGCACCACGCCAAGCUGAAGCUGCGCAGCCAAAUCGCCGUGGAGCAGGAGCGUCUGCUGACGGAGGCGGCUGAGCAGCGCCAGCAGCUGGAGCAGCAGCUGCGGGAGACCUCCGAACGGCAGACGGCCGCCGCCGCCCACUCGGACCGGCUCCAGACGGAGGUGGCUGAGCUGCAGGCCAAACUGGAGACCGCCCAGAAACUGGCCAAGACCAACGAGAACGUAAUAAACUGGCUGAAUAAGCAGCUGAAUGACCUGCAGUCCCAGCCGCGCGGCCGGCCGCCGGUGGCCGGCUACUUCCACGGACAGGCCGGGUCACUCACAUCGGCGUCAGAUCUGCGCACCACGCUGGGCUCGGCUCCGAGCGCCUCCACUCCUGUGUCGUCCCUGAGCACACCGCGGCUGAGGGAGCCGCCGGCCGACUCCGCGGCGGCACCGCCCCGGGAACAGACAUCCAGUCGUUCGGACACGCUGGGCAGUAAGGGUAUCGGCACCGCCCCGGCCCCCAGAGGGAUGCCGCCCAGACCGCCCCUGCAGGACGCCACAAACACGGACCAGCCUCUGGCGGCGCGGUACCUGCAGGCGGCCAAGGGGGAGCGGCCCCGGCAGCCAGCCGAGCCGGUGCGGAUAGCGGGCCUGGUGCGGCGACCGCUCCCGGCACAGUGAGAGGGCAGGGGUCCGACGGCAGUGCCGCUGUGUGUAGUGGACUGGGUGAGACGGCUCAUUGAGAGCUGGGACUUCUGUGGACUAAAGGUGCAGUGGUCUGAUCGGGGGCUCUCCUGAGAUUGUUGUAUUAGGAUGCAGCUUGGACUUGGAGUGCGACGCAUAGCAGAAACGGGAGUGGUUGUUGUAUAAACUAAAGAAAUAGGACUGUUGGGGACCGAGAACAUGCCUGCUAGCGAUUCGACUAACGAAAUAGUUUCAUAGUGCCGAUAACAUGCGACCAUUCGCGUUAGGCCACAAAGUCGCUCGAAAAUUUCAUAUCAUCAACAUCAUCGCAUCAUCACACUCAUAACUAUUCAUCAUGAAUGCGAACGACAUAUUAUAGAAACACGUUAUCAAUGCUAUCGAAGUUAUAUUUAGUUUAGAACUGCGCGAUAUUUCAUGUGCAUGCCGCUGCUUCCACUAAUCGAUGUAUAUUGUGUAAGCAAAACGUCUUCCGCAGGAUAUUCGUUGUACAGUGAUGCGCGUUAGUUGACUGAUUCAGCAGAGCCCCGCUAGUGUACGGCGUUGAGUGUGAGAUCGUACUGUAGAAUAGUCUGGUCCAGUGGCGACCCCAUGGUGACCGAAACCGCUCAGAUGACUGACACGAUAAGAGUCUCGGCGCCCGGGUACGGUCCAGCUAGGUCCAUCUGUGGGUGAUCAUCUGACGACUGACGAGGGUAGCGACCAACGCCGCCACUGUGUCUGCGACCGGGCAUUGUCUGUGAUACGAGCUCGACGAGUUUAGGAUAGAUCAACGGCUGGGUGUGCGUGACGUGUGUCAGGGAUACCGUAUGUAGGCCUACUGCUAGUAUCCACGGGGUCCGAGGAGCGUUCGGGACUCGGGAGGGCUGGCUGUCGACUGUAUGAGAGAGUGCUGCUGAUUCCUGUCGAUGUCUUGCUGGCGUUCGCUUAUAGCCUUAGUUCCCACGAUGCAUUGAAAAUUGCAUAACCACAACAUUCUUCAGAACAUUACUCGCUACUACACCUUUUUGCACUCAAAAUAGGCAUCUUUUCAUUCAAUUUCGGCGAAUUGCAUUCAAUUUUAGCGAUCUCUCUAUUCGAAGCAAAUGAGAGAUCGCUAAAAUUGAAUGCAAUUCGCCGAAAUUGAAUGAAAAGAUGCCUAUUUUGAGUGCAAAAAGGUGUAGUCUAAUUAUGAAACAUUGCUCCUCCAUAACCCUGCAUUCGUAUCCAACUGACUGAAAUAAUCUGCUUCUGACUGGUACAUUUGAACGAUUCGUUUUAAACGAGUUCCCACCGUAUUGCUGCGGCGCUACUGCGGUUGUGUACAUAAUUACAGUAUCCAGCUCAUACUUGUUCUCACGACCGGAGGCGCUCCAUUAUGCUAAUUUUAUACGUCUGAAAGUAUGAGCCUGCGGAGUCACGUCGGGCCGUGCGACCGGGCCUGCCCUCACAUGCACAUGUACAGAACGACGCCGACCAAAUACAUGACGCUCAUUUAUA